Molecule: messenger RNA, 2852 nt
Organism: Scomber japonicus (chub mackerel)
Lineage: Eukaryota; Metazoa; Chordata; Actinopteri; Scombriformes; Scombridae
Gene: kitlga
Product: kit ligand a
Exons: 10
Coding region: 267-1079 (270 amino acids)
Biological process (GO): positive regulation of cell population proliferation; cell adhesion
Cellular component (GO): plasma membrane
Molecular function (GO): cytokine activity; stem cell factor receptor binding
Source: RefSeq, a predicted model, not a curated record
CUCAAGCUUUCAGUGUCUGGAUCUAUGGUGUAGCUAGAUGGGCUAGAUGCCAUUCGCCAGUAGCCUGCAGGUUGCAAAGGUUGAAAGUUUGACUUCAAAAUCGUUCCGUUCUUCUUCUUCUUGGGGCUUUUUUUUCUCCUCUGCUUGGAUACUACUGACUUAGGCAUUGGAUAUGUGCACACAGGAUGAUGACAACCCCUUUCCUCCCCGUAGAAGUAAAAUAAAAUAGGCUUUCGCACACGCUGGAUUUACUCCUGUCGUUCCAUAUGAAGAAGUCAAAAAUUUGGAUACGCGUCUGUGUCCAUUUACUACUGUUCAUCACGUUUGGGGUACAUUCAAGUAAAUUUGACGUCAACCCAGUAACAGAUGACAUCUCUAGACUCUCUGUUUUGAGACAAAAUAUUCCUAAAGAUUACAAAAUUCCUGUACAUUACAUUCCAAAAGAGGAGGGUGGGAUGUGUUGGGUCAAAUUAAAUGUCUUCUACUUGGAGGAGAGUUUACAAGAAUUAGCACAUAAGUUUGGAAACAUUUCAUCCAACAGAAAAGAUAUUAGCAUAUUCAUCCAAAUGCUCCAAGAACUACGGAUCAACAUGGAGUCUGUGGAGCCGAUCAUGUACGAUUUUGAGUGCCACUACAGGGAAGAGAGGUGGCAGACAUCGCGAUACUUUGACUUUGUUAAAGACUUCCUUAUAACUGCACAGCAUAGAGAAGAUUCGGAUGACUGUGAUCCUCCACCAUGUCCCACCACACCAUUCACAGUAAAAACAGAAACAUCUUUUAAAGAAUCACCCACAUUCAACAGUGACACAACAGAGUGUGAUUUGCCCGGCUGCAAAACACAUAAAGCAGAAAGGCUCCUGCCCGAGUUGGUGGAGCGAAGCCUUCUCUCCCUACUGUUCAUUCCACUCCUAGCCCUCGUAUUCCUGCUUGUGUGGAAGGUCCGGUCACGAAGGAAUGAGGAGGAUCUUCAACAGAAUCCUGGAGAAGUUGGACUCUUCACAGGAACAGAAGGGACUGCACCUCCACUAGAUGCUGAAAUAUCAGAAAAAAACAAGUUGAACGUCAUUGAAAUAGUGUAACGCAACCCUUCGAUGUUGUCCAAGCGUAAUUGGGCUCUACUAUGUUCUCCUGUUGGUGUCCAAAGGUGAUGAAAAACAAACAUGAAGCUGAAUUCCAUAAUGAGAUCUCAGAGGUGAAAGGCCUGUUUUUGACUGCUCUUCAGAUACACGAUGGCUUCACAAUUGCCAUGACCAAGAGUUUUUCUGGUUAAACCACGCCUGCUACUGUAUGGAUAAAAGCUUGCCUUUCUUAUAAAGACUUAUAAAAACCCACGCUUUUGAAAAAGACUGUGAGAUUUUAGCAGAGAGAGAAACCCCCCUACUGCAAUCCCCUCUGGAUUCUCUGGCUUCCGCGAAUCAUCCAUCAGAACCUGCUGCAUCAUGAACUCUUUGGGGACAACUUUUUGCUUCCCCAUUAGCACACUGCUACAGUCUGCGUCUUUGUUUCUGUGUUUUUGGGCCCACCAGUUCAUCUUCAAACAACAAAGCAGAGAGUGACUGACACUGGUUAUCUCUUGUAUGAACUGAGGCAUGAAUUACUACCUCCGGUGACCCUCAUGUUAACCACAUUCGUAACACCUAUACAGUGUCCUCUUAGUCUGGGGUUUCCCAAAGACUAUAAUGUUUAACAUUGUAGUUCCAAGGUGUAGUCACAUUGUUUAUCAUGUGCCCAAGGGGCUGUAUGAUGUAUUUAUUUAUUGGUGGCGCCACUGAGCUGCUGCUGUUGAUUCAAUUAAAAUGUUUCUAGCGAUCAGUUAAGAUUAAAUUUGCUAAUGGGUCACAUUUAAAGAACAACCAGUAUACUAACACAUCAUGAACCCAAAAAAACACAUUCCUGAACAAGCGACAUUUCUGCGUCUGAUAUUGUUGUAUUUGGUGUACAGUAUAUGACGGGGGUGAUUAAGCUGUGUGAAUGGAUUACAUGGAGAGAAAAAGACAUAUAUACAAAGCUGCUUUGACUAACUUACAUUUAGACCAUUAAAAACCUGCAAUGACAUUCUGUUAAUGAGUAUCAGGGAUGACUUCUGUGGAUCCAGGAAUUUUACAAAAGGUGUGUCAGUGACAGACACAUGUAAGACAAAGAUAGGCCUCCCAUGGUAAUUAUUAGUUAAACAUUGCCUUUAUUUUUUACUUAUCUCACCUUUAUGCUUGCAAGACAGGAACUGUUACAGGAGAGAUCAUUGAGAUCAUAGAGAUCAUUCCUCUAUGAAAGGAAAAGAAACUAAAUUGCGAAAUUUCUAAAAAAUACAAUAAAAUAAAAUUAAAAAAAAUUAAAAAUUUUUAAAAAAGGUGAAAAAAAAUAAACAUGUUUUUUUUAAGGAGAAUAGGAAGAACUCAUACAGUAAGAUUGAAUAUACAAAUUCUAUGUAAUUUUUGAAAAAAAAAUAUUAAAAAUAUAAUAAACUAUCAAUUCUUGACUGUUCAUUCAAAAACAAAAUGUACUCGCAAAUCCAACCCUCCAGCUUAGACUGUUCACACACACCAGGUUUAAUCUGAUUCCUGACUUGCCUUCAUCUGGUAUCAGUGCUGUAUUUGCAUUAUGAAAAACCCCACACAGUAAAACCCACGGUAGAAACUACCUGACACACCCAGUUAGUGCAUUUAUUGAGACUUAAGAGAACGCUGAAGGUACCACUGUUUAUGAUAUUUUACAGACAACGCACCUUAGUUAUAUCUUCACAAUCCACAAAGCUCACCACAUGGAAACGCCAUGCAGACCUAAAUAUCAAUUUUGCCUUAAAGUUGCGCCAUAAUACACUGUCAAAGGAAGUGCAGUGUCAUCUCCUUCACAUA